AUGUCUUCACCACCCAGUCUCAUAUCGGACCUCCGCUGCGAGCAAGACAAGACCUACUAUGAGGGCCGACGACUGGCCCGACGCCGCUACGAGCACGCGACUCUCCGCGACGGGCUGCAACGGGGCUUGUCGCUGUGGACGAUUUUGGCGGGGUGGUCAAACUAUCCCAACGAUCAGGAGCAUUUGCCAACCAGUGCUGUGACCGGUCCUCGUGCCUCCUGCUCCCAGUCUUCCCCAGCGACCAACAAACCGGGCUGCUGCUGCUGCCACUACGACGAUUAUUCUUGUUACCAUCAUCCGAACAAACUCCACCAACACGCCCAGAACCAACAACACCAGCAGAACCAGAACAAUCCACCCCACCAUCACCACCACCCAAAACAUCCCCCACAGCAUCACUCCAUACGGCGGAGAGACACCCCGAACCACGCCCCGCACAACCACAACUACAACCACAACCCAUCCUCCCACCACCAUCAACAAAACAACAACACACAAUCCCAUCCAACGGAGAAGGAUAAUCUCCUCCUCACCCUCACCAUCCAACCUCCCUUCCUCGUCCCGGACAGCUCCUACUACACCCGCAUCUCGGAUUACCGGGUCCGAAGCAGGAAGAGGCCUUGGGAAGGUGAUCGCAGCUGGGAUCAGGGGUGGGGGUUUCUGUGUAGGGCUUAUAAGAGGCGCAGGGGUGGUGGAGGAGGUGGUGGGAGCGGUAUUCGUGGUCGGGGAGAGGUUGGUCGCUGCUGGCGGGGCGGGAGGGAUGGGUCUGGGGAUCCCGGGGGAGCUGUGAUCUUGGAGCGGGGGAUGGUUUGGGAGGUGUAUGGGGAUGAGGAUCAGGAUUCUAUGUAUGGGCACGGGGAUACAGUGUCGAGGUAUGGAGAUGGUGAUGGAGGAGGGGGGAGGUGGCGGUAUUGGGUUCCGGUUGCGGGUUCGGGUUUGAGUUCGGGGAGGAAGUAA
Aspergillus saccharolyticus JOP 1030-1 is the source of this 957-nucleotide messenger RNA. RefSeq lists its product as uncharacterized. Bases 1 to 957 code for a protein of 318 amino acids. The transcript has a single exon. NCBI's taxonomy places the organism in Eukaryota, Fungi, Ascomycota, Eurotiomycetes, Eurotiales, Aspergillaceae. The record is from RefSeq and is a predicted model, not a curated record.